This is a messenger RNA of Panicum virgatum (switchgrass), 1207 nucleotides long. RefSeq names its product probable pyridoxal 5'-phosphate synthase subunit PDX2. Bases 189 to 956 code for a protein of 255 amino acids. Gene Ontology annotation, molecular function: glutaminase activity. NCBI's taxonomy places the organism in Eukaryota, Viridiplantae, Streptophyta, Magnoliopsida, Poales, Poaceae. The record is from RefSeq and is a predicted model, not a curated record. Gene Ontology annotation, biological process: pyridoxine metabolic process; pyridoxal 5'-phosphate biosynthetic process. The transcript is spliced from 7 exons. Gene Ontology annotation, cellular component: glutaminase complex; cytosol.
GGCACGUGCUCCGAAACGUUUCGGUCGGCCUAUCCCCGUGUGGCCGCCGCCGCCUCGGCGACGUGCGGCUUCUUCCUCCCUUCCCACCCCUCCCAUUCCGCGCCCCGUGACGUCACCAGCCACCAGCCGCCUCUCUCUGCCCCCCACCAGACCGCGCGUCCCGAGGCGGAGGAGGGGAGGGGAGGGCAAUGGCGGUGGUGGGCGUCCUCGCGCUGCAGGGCUCCUACAACGAGCACCUGGCCGCGCUGCGGAGGAUCGGGGUGAGGGGCGUGGAGGUGCGGAAGCCGGAGCAGCUCCUCGGCCUCGACUCGCUCAUCAUCCCCGGCGGCGAGAGCACCACCAUGGCCAAGCUCGCCAACUACCACAACCUGUUUCCAGCACUUCGAGAGUUUGUCAGUGGUGGAAAGCCUGUCUGGGGAACCUGUGCUGGGCUUAUCUUUCUUGCAAACAAAGCAGUAGGACAAAAAACAGGGGGCCAGGAACUUGUCGGAGGACUAGAUUGUACUGUCCACCGUAACUUUUUUGGGAGUCAGCUCCAAAGCUUUGAGACAGAGCUUUCUGUGCCGAAGCUUGCUGAGAAGGAAGGAGGGAAUGAUACAUGCCGUGGUGUUUUUAUACGGGCACCUGCUAUAUUGGAAGUAGGUUCAGAUGUUGAAAUAUUGGCUGAUUGCCCUGUUCCUGCCAACAGACCAAGCAUUGUAAUAUCAUCUGGGGAGGGUGCUGAGGAAGAAGUGUAUUCGAAAGAUCGGGUAAUUGUUGCGGUACGACAAGGGAACAUUCUAGCAACUGCCUUUCACCCAGAAUUGACAUCAGAUUCCCGAUGGCAUCGCUUCUUCUUGGACAUGGAUAAAGAAUCCCAGGCAAAGGCCUUGGCCGCACUAUCAUUAUCAUCAUCUUCAAGAGACACAGAACACCUGCCAAAGAAUAAGCCGCUUGCUUUGCCCAUUUUUGAGUAACACUAGAAAGAAAUAAGGUCAAAGGAUUGAAGAUAGGAAGAGGAAGAAACUGACCAUAUUUUUAUCACUUGGCUGGCUAUAAAAGAAGAAACAGCUGGGCACCUGCUAUGCUAAGUGGAAAUGUGUAACCUCUGCUACCAAUUGUAACGACCAAAAUAAUGACAGUGUGUUGGACGCAAUUCUUCAGAUAAAAGCAAAUGUUGUUGAAAUUGUAAACUUGCUGUGCAAAGAAGCUGCUCCACAUUCAUUGA